UUAACCUGUCAAAUAUAAAAGAGUUGAUGAAAAAUCUAUUUAUCUUUAUAAUGGAUUAUCAUCAAAUCCUCCUUCUGCUUACAACAAGCGAUAAAGACAAGCCUGGCGAUUUUGAUGAAAAAUUGGAAAAAAUUUUAGACGAAGCUUAUACAUUCCUACCUGAAGAAUUAAAAAAUCAUAUAAUUAAAGAAUGUGAAGAAGCUGAAGAUUUAUCGACAAGGAGAAAAUAUUUACAAACAAUUUUGUUAGUUUUGAAAACUCUCCACAAGGAUGUAUUAUCAAUUAGCGAGACAUUCAUGAGUGUAACCGAAUACAGGGGAGUUAAAAUUGCUAUUGAAAUGAUUAUAUCUCUAGGAAUAAUUCCCUGCCUUCUACCGGGCAUUGGAGCUGGAUUAAAUAAAUUAUGUUCACAUGCUGGACAACUUAAGGCUGAAUCGAUAUCUGAUUUGCAAAAGUAUAACCGAUUAGUAAUAACUACAAGAAUUCUCACAGAUUGCUACAAUGAAAUAUCUCUGAGACCUGCAAUUUUAACUCAAUUAGGACCUUUAUUAGGAGCGUUAUUCCAACUUGCUCAUGCACCAUUGAUGAAGCCAACUGCUAUUGAAAACCCACAAUCAUCGAAAGUCCACAUUACACAAGAACUUUACGAAAAACUUUUAGCCGACCAGGAAGAAUUUAAUGAACGAUUGAACAAACUAAUAAAAAAUUGUCCUCAAUCUUCCAUCAUAAAGGAAUUAAUGGUUCUUUCAGGUCUCCAGCAUGCUCCAAACUGGCUAAAACGAAAGACUCGACUUUACGUAACUGAUGCUGUUACAGAGCCAACUGGUAUCAUGUCUUUAAUUAAUGCUAUGUGUGAAGAUUCUCUUGAUCUAGGAGUUCACUGGAAUCGAUUAGAAGUUAUAUCAAAACUCGUCGUUAAUUCUUCUGGAAAAGAUCCUGACAAAUAUUAUAGCUCAAUUUGUGAUCAACUAAUAAACAUUUUAAAUUCUAGAAAAAUCAAAAAUUCUUCAACGAUAGCAAAUUGUUUCAUUGUAGCUCUUUAUGAAGUGCAUCCAAAUAUUUGUAAAGAGAAAAUUAUUGAUGUCAUUUCAGCACCUUUCAUGGUUAGACAACUUGAGUCUAAACAUCAGAAAGGUGAAAAUUCGGUUCUAAAAUCUGAAAAUGAAAUAUCAGAAAGUUUAGAGAAUCUAAUUAAAUGUUUUGCUUGUAAAGAUGCAAAAUUUAAAUAUCUUCCAUGUUCACUGAUUAAAGAAACGGCUGUUCCACUUUUUUAUAUGCACGUUAAGAUUCAUAAAAGUCCAUUAUUAUUAAAAUCGAAAACUCGCGAGUUAUUAAUUCACUUACUUAAAGAUGAAGAAUUGGGAGAAAAUAUAUUAUCAACUUUUUUUGAACAUAAUUCUAAUGAAUCUGAAUAUUUUUUGAAAAAUUAUUCAUUUGAAUUUGGACCUUCUGGGGGUGUCCAAAUGGUCAGUAAACCAACAAAAAUUGAUAUUGAAAAAUAUUUUACAGAUUUAGCUGAUAGUUUAUUAGAUCUCGUUCAACCAGAUGAGAUUUUAUCACUUAAUCUAAUGAAUUAUCUUCUCAAAUGGCUAACGAGUUUAAACAAUACGAAGUCAUCACCACAUAAAAACAACCAUUUAGAAACUAAUGAUGAUUUUAUGGAAAUAUUUUGUAAACAAUUAGCAGUAAAAGAAUUACUAUUAAAUCUUGUACAUACUAAUUCAGUUCAAACGGGACUUUUUAAAUCUCCUCAGACUUUUUUUACAUUUAUUAAAUCACUAUUUCCAGAAAAUUUUGAAACUGAAAAUGAUGAAAAUUAUGAAAUAUUAUAUACGAGUUUAAUGUUGAUUAAAAUAAUUGUAACAGAAAAGAAAGAAAAACCGAAAGACUGGAAGCUUUUUGUUGAUUUAUCGAAUUUUUUAAAAGAAAAAAUAAAUGGUUCUCAGCCACCAUUACCUUUAUUGAAUUUAAUUAAAGAAGUUUUAGAUGCUAUCAAACUGCAAGGUAAAAGUCCACAAUACCAAGACUUGAAUAUAGACAAUAAAAGUAAUGAAUUCGAUAAAGCACUUGAAGAUUUAGCUGAUCCUCUGUUACCAGUUCGAGCACAUGGUUUAAUAAGUUUGACAAAAUUAAUUGAAUCAUCAGAUCCAGUAACUAUUUCUAAAAAAGAUUUAGCUUUAUAUUUUUUUAAACAAAACUUAAAAGAUGAGGAUUCAUUUAUAUAUUUAGCUGCUAUAAAUGGACUAUGCGCAAUGGCUUCAUCAUUUCCUCAACAAGUUAUUGAGAUUUUAGUUCAAGAAUUCAUUGAUAUGCCUCAGCGAAACGUGAAUGGAGAAAUAGCACCUGAAAACCGAGCAAAACUGGGUGAAAUAUUAGUGAAAACAACGAGGGCAUUAGGUGACAUGGCUCCGGCAUAUAAAAAUAUUCUUAUCAACGGAUUUUUAUGUGCUAUUCGUGACAAAGAUGAAAUGGUACGUACCUCUAGCCUUUCAUGUCUUGGAGAACUCUGUAAAGUUUUGGGAUUUCGUUUGGGAAAUGCCAUUGUUGAAAUUCUAUAUUGUAUUGGGAAAAUAAUUGAAACUGAUAAGGCUCAGGAAUGCAGGCGAGCAGCAGUUUUAGUCACAACACUCUUGAUACGUGGACUUGGUAAGGAUGCGCUUACUGACUUGGGAAAUGAUCUUCUACCGGUUUAUCGUAGCCUCAAGUAUCUUCGAGAUAAUGAUAAUGAUGAAGUACUUCGUCUCCACGCUCAAUUAGCUCUUGAGGAACUAGAUGAAAUAGUACGAAAUCUUUUAUUUGUGAAACCGGUUCUUCAAAAAAAAAUAUUCUUACUUUCAUAGAAUAUUUGACGUAAAUUUAUUGUAAUUUGUAAAUAAAAAUAAUUUUUGUAUUAAUAUUUACACAUAUAAGU
Messenger RNA from Chelonus insularis, 2911 nucleotides. It is a transcript of the gene Tango6, whose product is annotated as transport and golgi organization 6. NCBI's taxonomy places the organism in Eukaryota, Metazoa, Arthropoda, Insecta, Hymenoptera, Braconidae. Gene Ontology annotation, biological process: protein secretion. The record is from RefSeq and is a predicted model, not a curated record. Gene Ontology annotation, molecular function: protein binding. The coding region runs from base 27 to 2840 and encodes 937 amino acids. The transcript has 3 exons.